Cricetulus griseus (Chinese hamster) is the source of this 856-nucleotide messenger RNA. Lineage: Eukaryota; Metazoa; Chordata; Mammalia; Rodentia; Cricetidae. The record is from RefSeq and is a predicted model, not a curated record.
AGAGCCUCAUUGACAUGUAAACGAGGUACCCCUAUAAAGGCAAUGCAGUCUACUGUCUCUGCAGACACCACAAAAUGGGCACUGAGCCCACAUCGAGGGGCAGCCCCAGUGGUUCAGCCAGCAGCUUCCGAAAGAUCUCCAAGCCUCUGAUGGAGAAGAAGCGCCGUGCACGUAUCAACAUGUCCCUAGAACAGCUCAAGUCUCUUCUGGAGAGACACUACUCGCAUCAGAUACGGAAGCGGAAGUUGGAAAAGGCUGACAUUCUGGAGCUGAGUGUCAAGUACAUGAAAAGCCUUCAGAGUUCAUCGCAAGGACUCUGGCCAGUACCCAGUGGGGUCGACUACCCGUCUGGCUUCCAAGGCUGCUUGCCCGGUGUGAGCCAGCGGCUUCGGCGCGGAGGGGCUAGCAGUGGCCUGCGCUGCCCCCUGGUGCUCGAGCGCAGGGCGGGCAGCACCACGGACAGCGCCAGCUCGCAGGCGCUCUCGGUUCUCAGCCCCUGCCUCCCGGCGGUCUGGGCUCCUCCUUCCGCUGCAGGCAGCUCCCAGGCCCCGCUGUCCUCACUCCCUCUCCCUAGGGGUCUCCCUGAGUCCUCUACCGGCGCUCCAGCGCCACAACCAGCGCCAAACUGCCAAACAGAGGAAAGCGCCAGACCCGGGCUUGGGUUGUGGAGGCCCUGGUGAGGCCUAGGCAAAGAUUCAGACUCAAGACCCUUCCCCCACUCCCAUCACCCACGGUCUAGUCUGGAGACACAGAAACUAUUUUGGGCGCAUCCACGGUGACUGCAGGGACCCUUUUAAUCGGUGGCCUGGUGGGGCUGCGGGAAAAUCCACGCAGCCACUUCUGGAUGGGAUCUGCC